AUGGACUGGAAGUCGACGCAACGAGUCGUGAACAAGCCACAACAGACAUACCUGCUAGUAUCUCGAGUAACGUCCAGACACGCUUUCUCAACACUAACCCCUUUUACCCCCGAGCUUGCAGCGUGGUCCAAACCACCUGCUAACGCACUCAAUGAAGAAAAACGACUCAAUCACCUCAGCAACGUUGCUUUAGCGACGUUCCAGUCAUCACUGUCCACCCAAGUAGGCAUGAACGUCAUGGAAGACGUGCAUUAG
Messenger RNA from Phytophthora nicotianae INRA-310, 255 nucleotides. RefSeq lists its product as hypothetical. The transcript has a single exon. The coding region runs from base 1 to 255 and encodes 84 amino acids. The record is from RefSeq and is a predicted model, not a curated record. Lineage: Eukaryota; Oomycota; Peronosporomycetes; Peronosporales; Peronosporaceae.